CCCUUUGUACUACGUGUAUCUUGCUAAGUCUUAUUGACAAGGCUCGACGAAUCUGAGCAACCUCUAGGUACCGGAGAGGUAGACACUCGACAAUUCUGUUUUCGUGGAAUUCUUGGUAUACGUUCGCUCGUUUGGCUAUCUCAAGUCGGCGUCAAACGAGUGGAAGCAGAGCUCAACCUGCGUGCCAACACGCGUAGUAUGUGUGCAGGGGAACGCCCUCCCAAUACAAUAACGCUUGAAGAGCUAUUUAAUAGGAAAAAUAAAUAUCUUGGGGGCCCACCCGAAGACGAUGAACUCGAGCUCAGGUUGCAAAUCCAGGGUUUCAAGAACUUCCCAGCUCUAUAUAUGACAUCCAAGCUACUUCCGGAUGGAUUGUUAUGGCACUCUAAAGACCGUAAUCGCACCUAUGAAGUUGCAACAAUGGACGUCUCCACCUUUCAGCUCUCAGAGAACUUCUUCUGGCGUUACCGGCUCCUUGCUCUCAUGACAAAGAUCGUUGGAGAGGGACGAACGCCGCUCGAAAAGCGGACCCCUGAGUGGUUUGUAUCCCAAUACCUCGAACGGUUCGCUCAUCCCGCCAGCGAUGAGCACGAGCGACUCAUCUACGAUUCUACCGAUUCCGAUGUCGAUGAAGGCAAGACUCAAUUGCCCCGUCACCCAAGGCGAAUACACAGGCGCGAUAUUCUAGGGCUAUUUGCUGCCCAGUCGGAAUGGUUCGUUACUGAUAACGAAGUGAAGCGCAAGCGGAUAUUUCCUUUCAAACCAUGGAACGCAUUUAGAAAGGAAGUCAGAAAAGCAAGAUGGCAAGCUGCACGCAACAAUGUCAUCUGGGGCUGGCCGAUUGGUCAUCAGAAUCAGCCGGACCUGGAGUCAGAACCAGACAGCGAAGAGGGAGAUGAUGAGGAUGAUGAAGAUGGCGAGGACACCAGAAAUAUGGUGGAGCGGAAUCCUGUCAUUGGCAAGACAAACGAGAUCGUGCGCCGUAAAAUCGACAAAGCCAAAACCAGACGAACCCUGCCGUCUGCCCGGCGUGACAACGAAGCCGGCUCGUCAUCGUCGUCCUCAGAUGAACUCGAUCCUGCUAGGGCACAUGCGUAUAUGUCAGACUUCUCUCGGGAAUCAUCUAGUACUGCUUCUGAUUCUUCGGAUGAAUCCGUGGACGAGCGCCUACUUGAUUUCGGAGAGCUCAUCCCACGCCAGUUGUCCCAAGUCCCGGAAUUACCAGGCCCCGAUAACCGCUGGUGGUGUCCUGUCCCAGAAUGCGGGCACAUGGUUGAUUUGCAACGUCUCACACGAGAUGAUAUAAAAGCCCUCUCAGCAACCACCGUCUUCUAUCUCAUGGAGAAGAAAUGGCGGAGUAUUCGAGAAGAUGAAAGAGCUAAAACAUGUUUCUUUGAAAUGGUGUCUAAGCAUUACGAGGAUCAUUUUACAGACCUUGGUUUAAGGUUUGUUCAGACUAAGGGAAGGAUCGGAAUAGAUUCGAUCAGGGAUAAACGGCGUGGUCCGCAGGCGGUAGUCAUCGUGAAGGAGGAAGUUAUUUAAGAGCUCCCCCUGAUUCCAGUCCGGGGCCCUAUAAGUACAUAUAGACUGUAAUAUAGGUUGCAGUCUGUUAAUAACAUCCCACGGAC
This is a messenger RNA of Suillus plorans, 1628 nucleotides long. RefSeq lists its product as uncharacterized. Lineage: Eukaryota; Fungi; Basidiomycota; Agaricomycetes; Boletales; Suillaceae. The record is from RefSeq and is a predicted model, not a curated record. The transcript has 4 exons. Bases 199 to 1542 code for a protein of 447 amino acids.